AUGAAUAACAGACUGCAUAUUCGCAAUGCAGAAAGAUACAAGCAGGGUGAAAACAUUUGUGUUGCCUGCAUGGGACCACCAGAAAAUUCUGAUGAACAUCCAUUGUUUGAUGCAGUGAUUUGUACUGAAUGUAAGUGCCUUGCAGCCAGAGAACAUUUCUUGAUUGACUUCAUCUUUGCAAGUACCAUAGGGGCUGUGGAUAUUGUUAGCUGCUGCAGUGGUGUUUCUCGUGGGCACUGCAGACAGCAUUCACUGUCACAGCCAGGCCUGUACCAGAGUCCUAAUGACAGCUUUUACUGUCAGCUGGUUCCACUACCUGUGAUCCUGCAGACAUCUAAAGCUGCUCAGUGGAAAGGGCCAAGAAAUAUAUGUUCACUACAAAGGAGAAUAAACUGGUUGCAUGUGCCAUCUGUUUCUGGAAGAGUGAUGUUAACUGUACAAGUAAUUCCUGUCUCUGGACCUUUUGUACAGCGUGCUGUUCCGCAUUCACUAUAAGCAGAGCCAAC
Molecule: messenger RNA, 506 nt
Organism: Schistocerca americana (American grasshopper)
Lineage: Eukaryota; Metazoa; Arthropoda; Insecta; Orthoptera; Acrididae
Exons: 7
Coding region: 1-495 (164 amino acids)
Biological process (GO): regulation of gene expression
Source: RefSeq, a predicted model, not a curated record